UAACUCAGUGGGCGUACUAGGAAGUGAUUGUUUUGCAACACCAGCGUGAUAGUUGGUGGUUCCUUCGCCUAUGAGUUGCAUUUUUCUUCUAAAACAUGGCCAACGUCGACCUUGCUCGGGUCGGGAAGAAUUUGUUGAAGAGCGCGGACACCGGAGAUUGUGUGGAGCUGCAGUCUUUGUGGCAGGACAGGCCGGCGGUCAUGUUCUUCCUGCGCCGCUUCGGCUGCCAGGUGUGCCGCUGGACGGCAGCUGAGAUCAGCAAGCUGGAGCCUGACCUGUGUGCCAACGGCGUGACACUCGUGGGAAUCGGGCCCGAGGAAUUUGGCCUCAAGGAGUUCCAGAAGUUGGGAUUCUUUAAAGGAUCAAUUUAUGUUGACGAGCAAAAGAAAUGCUACAGGGAUUUGGGCUUUAAAAGGUACACAGCUUUGAGCGUGGUUCCCGCUGCGUUGGGGAAGAAAGUCCGAGAAGUAUCUUCAAAGGCCAGUGCUGAUGGCAUCCAGGGCAACUUUUCUGGCGACGUGCUCCAGAGUGGAGGCAUGCUCAUCGUAGCCAAAGGGGGAGAAAAGACCUUACUGCACUUCAUCCAGGACUCCCCAGGAGACUAUGUACCUUUGGAGGACAUUGCAAAAGCGUUGUCAAUUUCAUCCCACGCGAAAGAGGGCCAGAGGCCAGUGUGCAAUGAUGACAUUUGCACUCGAUGAGGAGGUCGCCUAUCAAGUUUGAUUAAAAUCUCACCCAGUCGGGUGAAAGAUGAAACAUUUGAAUGUACACGAAUGAUUCUCUUACCAAUCUUGUUUUAAUAAAAUCAAGGCCAUACUUUCUGAUCCCAAACUCUUGCUUUCAGUUUGUUGUUAAAAUUGUUCACCCUGAAGAACAUGAUUUGCUGUACUAGAAUAAAGUGUAAUUGCACAUCCACUGCAGUA
Molecule: messenger RNA, 923 nt
Organism: Phyllopteryx taeniolatus (common seadragon)
Lineage: Eukaryota; Metazoa; Chordata; Actinopteri; Syngnathiformes; Syngnathidae
Gene: prxl2b
Product: peroxiredoxin like 2B
Exons: 7
Coding region: 96-701 (201 amino acids)
Source: RefSeq, a predicted model, not a curated record